This is a messenger RNA of Meloidogyne enterolobii, 1083 nucleotides long. The record is from the annotation of a GenBank genome assembly. NCBI's taxonomy places the organism in Eukaryota, Metazoa, Nematoda, Chromadorea, Rhabditida, Meloidogynidae.
UUUUAUAUCUGUUUGGAGGUGUUGGGAAGGGGAGGGGGGGUGGGGUUCUUGAGAGAAAUUUUAUUUAGAUAUUUGUUUGAAAAAUGUAAAAUGUUAACGAAAGAAAAAUAUUCUCAAUUUUUGUCUCCACAAAAAAAUUCUGUCUAAAAUUCUUUUUAGGUUUCCGAAGAUGGAAAUGCACUUGCUAGGGCAUCAUUAGGAAAUUUAAUGUUAAAACGAAAAAAUUUUCCUGAAGCAAUGAAACAUUUUGAAAGAUCGUUGGAUAUCCAACCAUUACAGACUUCUGUAAAAGCUUUUCAUCGUUGUGUAAAUAUUGAACCUGAACAUUUUGAAGCUUGGAAUAAUUUGGGUAAAUUUUUUGAUUUUAAUUUGAAUAUACAAAUUAUUAAAAAAAUUCUUUUAGCAGCUUCAUAUAUUCAUUUAAAUCAAAAACAUCGAGCACACAAAAUUUUACAAGAAGCCUUAAAAUUAAGUUGGGAAAAUACUUAUCUUUGGACAAAUUUUCUUUUAAUUUCUGUUGAUAUUGGGGAUUAUGAGAGUGGAAUAUCUGCUUUGGAAAAAUUAAUGGAUUUGGACAAAAAUUUAAAAAUCGAUGAAUGCCCUCUAGAAAUUAUGUCGAUUGAAAUAUUAAAUGAACAAAAUAAAGAAAAAUUGGAAGGAAUGAAGAAAUCACUUUUGAAGGUUUUGGCACGUGCAAGUUCGAGACAGUCUUUUGGUGGAAAGUUACAACGUCUUCACGCAUUUUUAAAAAAGCCGGAAAAUGGGGAGGAUAUUACACAAUGGACAAUUUUUGUUAAUUUACUUGAGAAAGCUUUUAAAAAAGAAUUUGAUAGAAUUACUAUAGGAAAGAUUUUUAAAAAUUACAAAGAUUUAUUAAAUCAAUUUUUGGAAUUAAUUAAUGAAUUUAAAUUGUUUUGGAAAAUACAAAAAUUAGAAGAAAUUCAGAUAAAUUCUCAAUUAAAAUUAAGAAUAAAACCAAUUAUUGGAUUUUUUGAAAAAGAAUUUGGAGAAAAUUGUGAAUUAUGUGAAGAUGAAGAAUUUAAUAAAUUAUUUAGAGAAAUUAAAAAUUUGUUUAUUUUUUAA